Anastrepha obliqua is the source of this 4367-nucleotide messenger RNA. RefSeq names its product polyhomeotic-proximal chromatin protein-like. Bases 109 to 4251 code for a protein of 1380 amino acids. The transcript is spliced from 4 exons. The record is from RefSeq and is a predicted model, not a curated record. NCBI's taxonomy places the organism in Eukaryota, Metazoa, Arthropoda, Insecta, Diptera, Tephritidae.
GCUGCUGCGCUACCAACUUCAGUGCACACAGCUACCAACAACGGUUUAGGCGCAACAAAAACCAGCAUCACGAACAUACAACAACAAACUAGUCAAAACAUAAAUAAAAUGUUGCCACCUGCACAGGUGCAUUAUCAACAGCAACAGCAGCAGCAACAACAACAACAGCAAAAUGUGAUAAAGAAUGUGACAAACAAUGCAAGCAUCAAAAUAAUCCAGCAACAACAAGAACCACCACAACAACAACAGCAGCAGCAGCCACAGUCCAGUCCCCUUGGCGUAGACAACAAAAUGUGGCGCAAAGAUGCUGAGCGUGUGCCACCAUUGCCACAAGCCGUAACGACAACAACAACAGCUAUAACAACAAUUGCCGGUGAGGAUAACAAUGUGGCAACACCUACUUGGACGACGGCAAGUAGCGGCAGUGGAAUGAGUCACCAACAAACCGCCAGCCGGUAUAUAAACCGUUCGCUCUCUUCGCCAGUGAAGAAGCAGCAACCGAAUUUCAAAGAUGAUCCCACUGGAUACCUGCAACAACAGACAGCGUUGCUGCAUAGUUCAAUGAUGAAUGUCGCUAUGGGCGAAGAAGAAGAAGAAGAAGAUGAUGAUGAUGCAGAAGAAGAAGAAGAAGACUUGCUAGAGGCAGAUGCGUGUGCAGAGGAGGAGGCAGAGUUGGCAGAGGAUAUGGAUGAGCCCGAGGACACAGAUGAUUACGAAAGUGUGGCUGAAGAAGAUAAGGAGAUUAAGUUGAAACACAACUGCAAUGACGAUGGCAAUGGCAGCGUUGAUGCAACCAUGCAGUUAAACGUGCAACACAUCCAGCAGGAGGCAGCAGGCACGGUGAUUGGUGAGAAGAAACCACAGGCCACUUAUGUCAAAAAGAUUUACGUGCAGAAUGGUGUUGCGCACUAUCAGCAGCAGACACAACAGCAACAGCAGCAAGCAGUUACCCAACAGGAGACCACGUUUUAUCGACCACAACAACAACAGCAACAGCAACGUAAGGCACAACAAACGGCUACUCAGCAGCAACAAAUCAUUGUCUCGGCUAGUCAAGCGCAGUUGCAACAGCAACAGCAACAACAACAGCAACAACAGUUGCAACAAGCACAACUGCAACAGCAACAGCACCAACAGUUAAAACAAAUGCCCGUAGUUUCAAUUAACGGUCAGCUGCUAGUGCCAACUUCUAUGGCAUCGGACGGUGGGACAAAUUUCACCCUGACAUUGAAGCCACAGCAACAACAACAACAGCAGCAGCAGCAACAAAUACAGUUGAUGCAACAACAAAACAUCAUAUUCCGGCAGCAGUCAUCGCAACAGCAACAACAACAACAACAAUCGCAAAAACCGAACGUCGUGCCAAUUGCUCAAGAAUCGCCGGUCUCCUCCAGCACCGCCUUUGCACGCUCCACGCCCGAGUCACAGCGCCAUACACCGAGGCCCGAACAAGUCGGCGCUAUUUCCACUAGCAAUGAGAGCCCACUGCCAUGUCCCUCGCCAGCCGACUCGGUUGAGUCGGGAAGCUCACGCGCCUCUUCCACUAAAACAACAGCAUCGCCUUCGCCAAUGCAACAGCAGCAACAAAAACAACAACAACACAUUUCACAAGCUAGCAGCAACCAGGUGGUACAAAUGCGCGUACAGCAACAACAGCCACAACAGCAGCCUACGCCGCAGAUACGCAUAAUACGCCAGGCACCACAGCAGCAACAACAACAGCCGCAACGCAUUGCUGUUGCACGCAGCGCGCUAACAUCCAUAGCUGGCAGUCGCGCCAUCACAUCCACAACCGCCACCACUACUACCGCAACUGUGGCAGCAGCCGCGACCGUAACCGCUAGUCAGCAGCAUUUGGUGGAGGCACAAAAGUUACAAGCCGCAGUACAGAAGGCAGCGCCAAGCAACACAAUUCCGUUACAGCUGCCCAGCAGCCAGAUUAUCAUGACCUCCACCGGUCAGCUGAUUGUGAUGCCGACCAAUGGUAAGCCGACGGCACAAUUACAACAACAACAGGCGCAGGGUCAACAACAACUACUAAUUACUACAACUGCCGGUAACAAUGGUGCAACCGGUGGCGCCGGGCAAGCGCCGACAGGCAAUGUCAUCAUUCAACAUCAGCAUCACCCACAGAAUCAACUGGAGGUGCUGGGAGGUCACCAGCAGCUGACCACCGCAAAUGGUAGCAUCAUAUUACAAAACGGACAACAACACCAGCACCAAGGUGGCUACAUUGUGGGACAGGCAUCCACAGCUGGCGCCACCACCACCACCGCCCAGUUGCAGCCAGCCACCGUAAUACUCAAUUCAGCUGGUCAAAAUAUAUUGACCACAAGCAAUGGCACCAAAGUAGCGCUGGCGACAACCACCAACACCGGCAACAUUAUUCACACUGGUGGUCAACAGCUAAUUGCAGGCAAUCAACUGCUGACCACCGCACAGAAUGCCGCCACAGCGGCCACCACCGGCCUGCUGCAUGGCCAGCAAGCAGUCGUACUAAAUACGUUGCCGAAUGGUGGCUACGUCAUACAACAACAGCAGCAGCCUGCUGCACAACAACAAUUUGCCACACUGGAUGGUCAGGUGGUUAGUCAGCUUGUGCAACAGGCGGACGGCACCACAGCCUACGUGCAACAAACGCAGCAACAGCACACGCAGCAGAGUCCACAAGCGCAACAGCAAGCCCAGCAAACGCAGCGCAUCAUUAUAACUUCGCCAGAUGUGAAGAGACGCGCAAAAAAGCGUAAGAGCUCCACAGGCAGCGUCUCGCCCACAAGUACGCCCACCACUAGCCUUUCGCCACAAAUCUCCCCAACUAUACCCAAUCAAACAACUAUUAUACAACAACAAGCAGCCGCCGCCGCCGCUGCUGCAGCCGUUGCCGUGCAGCAACCGCCGCCACCACCACCACCGCCACAGCCGCAAGUCGUACAAAUCGCAUCUGCCGCACCACCACAAUACCAGCAACAAUUCCAACUUAGUCCCGGCAUACAGGGGAUUGUGGUUAACAAGGCGGCUACAGCUACAACAGCCCAGCCACAGCAAAUCAUCUUGCAGAAUGGCCAAAUCAUACAGCCAAUGAAUCUGAUUGGACAGCAGUUAAUUGUGCCCACUGGCCUGAUGAUGGCACCCGAUACCACACUGCUGCAAAUCCAGAAUGUGGGCGCUUGUGGACCAAGCAUACUCACCACCACACCGCAGGGCACCACAAUGAUGUUGCGCACACCCUCGCCCCAAAAUAAACAAUUCAUCUCGCCCACAGCCGCUGGGCAGCAAUUCAUUGUCGGCAGCAAUGGGCAAUUGAGUCCAAUUGGACAAAUUUAUUCGACACCAAUGGGUUUAGUAAUGCCGACAGCGCAACAGCAAACCGGAACUGCCACGUACGUGCAGCAGAAUGCGACCAUACAAGUGCAACAGCAUCCGCAAGCACAACAGCAUCAGCAUCAGCAACAACAGGCACAGCCGCAGGUGCAGCAACAGCACGUGUCAGCACAGCAGCAACAACAUCAUCAGCAUCAUCAUGUGGCAAUUCAACCGGCCACCACCCCAAUGCAACAACAACAGCAGCAGCAGCACCACCAACAACAGCAGCAUCAGCACGUAACUAUGCUGAGCUCGGAGCAAAUUGUUAUGGAAUCGGCAACAUCAUCAUCUUCAGCCACCACGUCGACAUCGUUGACAUCGUUAAGCCGCGGCGGUCAGCGUUCUGCUGCAGCUAGUCCACCGGACACCACUACGCACAGCCCGCGCAGCCCAGAGCGGCCACCAAGUCAUCGCAGUGGAGGCAGUGAUAUGGUGCAAUGCGUGUCUAGCUCGGAGCCGGAUGGUGCCGCUUCGCCGCAGAGUGCGGAUAGUCGUCAGUCGCCAUCAACCACAGAUGCUGAGAAAGGACUCGUCAUGUCAAGCGCAUAUCAAACCACAAAUAUUUACAAACCAUCGGAAGCGAAGAUACGACGCGUACAAACACCACCACAAAGCGUUGGCGGUGGAGUGGGUGGUAUGAGUGCAGGAAGCGUAGGCGGAGGUGGAGGAGGGGGAGUGGGUUUCACAAUCACCUCAGCCGCCACAUCUACAGCAUUGGCCACCACACUCCAACUUCAGCAGCAACAACAACAUCAUCAUCAACAGCAGCAGCAUCAGCAGCACCACCACCAACAGCAACUACAUCAACGUCAGCAGCAGCAGCAACAACAUCAUUCGCUACACCAGGACAUUGUUAUGAAGCCCGAUUCGCAUGGAGCCGAAAAUUAAAUUCACAGCUUGAACGUGCCAUUCAAGAAGCAAUGACCGAAUUGGAUCGUAUUUCAGCUACUUCAACAACAACAAUUGUGCAUGCAGCAGCAGCCAAGCAAUUGCAACAGGCCACG